AUGUCUGCACGGCGAUGCAACUAUGAAUCCUGCCGCCUGCGUAUUGUCUGCAGCCUUGACAUGCUUCCUGCCAUGGUGAUGCCCUUCAUCCCUCGCAUUACCGCGCUGCUGCGCCCGCGCCCAGUCCACCACACCGUCCGCCAUGCCUUGCACAGCAGCGCAGUCCUCGGCUCCAAGACCCUACCGCCGCGGCGUGUCAUCCCCGAAUCCGACAUGAUUGAGAACUUUCUCAAAGGUUCAGGUCCGGGCGGUCAGAAGAUCAACAAGACCUCGUCGGCCGUACAGCUGAAGCACAUCCCCACCGGCAUCGUUGUCAAGUAUCAAGACACGCGGUCCAGAGCGCUGAACCGCAAGACGGCAAGGAGGCUGCUGCAGGAUCGUCUCGAGGAACUGGAGCUGGGGGGUGAGGCGCGGACGAGGAUCAAGGCGAGAGAGAAGAGCAAGAAGAAGGCAAGCAGUGACAAGAAGAAGAGGAGAAAGUACCGUGCGCUCGAGGCAGGAAAGGAGGGCAAGGACGGCGCUGAACAGGUUGACGAGCUUGACGAGCUUGACGAGGUGGAGGGCGACACUGAGGUGAGGGGGGAGGGUAUUGCAGACACAACCCAAACACUCGAGUCGAGGGUGCGAGGAUCGAAGUCGUGA
This is a messenger RNA of Ascochyta rabiei, 642 nucleotides long. RefSeq lists its product as uncharacterized. NCBI's taxonomy places the organism in Eukaryota, Fungi, Ascomycota, Dothideomycetes, Pleosporales, Didymellaceae. The coding region runs from base 1 to 642 and encodes 213 amino acids. Gene Ontology annotation, molecular function: translation release factor activity. Gene Ontology annotation, cellular component: mitochondrion. Gene Ontology annotation, biological process: translational termination. The record is from RefSeq and is a predicted model, not a curated record. The transcript has a single exon.